AUGAUCUGGACGAACCCUGAACCCGUUGCAGACGUCUCCCUGGACUUACAUAUCCAGGUCCCGCAGAAGUUCGCUGCGCGUUUCGAAACCCAGUACGUACUGCUUCGCGAUCUCAUAUUUGAGAGGACGAGUGCGGUGAAAGACGAUGUACUAAUUCAUGUCCGAACCAAAGCGAUGGAGGGAGGCACAUCGGAUAAGUUUGCGAUCAUUGAAGCAGGCGGCUUCUACGAGGUCGAUGGUGGUGAAGCAAGUGUGAUUCCAGACGAGGCCUUUGUAGGAAUUAACACAGACCCCAACGACAUUCCAUCUAAGAUUGAUUGGGGUUUUGUGACAACCCCUCAGCCGGCCUUAGGCGGUCGAAAGCUAGAUUACACACGUGGCAAAACUUUGGGAGGCAGCUCUGCAAGAAAAUACCUUGUUACAAGCAACAGCUUUGAGUAUACACUCAGUGCGCGGAAAGAGGUUAUCCUAUCUGCAGGCGGCUUCCAGUCUCCCCAGCUACUGAUGGUGUCUGGCAUCGGGCCCUCGGAUACUUUGAAGCAAUACAACAUCUCUCUCAUCGCAAACCUAUCAGGCUUCGGCCAAAAUAUGUGGGAUAGUCUCAUCCUUGGGCCAUCAUACCGAGUCAAUGUAGUCACAGACUUACUGAUUUCACAAAAUUCCGAGUAUGCCGCUCCGAUAGCAGCCCAGUAUAUCAACAACCAAAGCGGACCGCUCACCUAUGCAGCCGGCUAUGCAGCGUGUGAAAAGCUGCCCUAUCGAUCCACCUUCCGAGCCUCAACCAACGCUUCCCUUGCCUUUUUUCCCUCGGACUGGCCCGAAUUAGGCUACCUCCCGGUAGACACCUACACAGGCUACCCCUCCCAGCCAUCGACCUCCAUGCUCAACGACAGCUUCAACUGCGAAACCAUAUUCACCGCCCACGUCGCUCCUUUAUCGCGCGGCAACGUCACCAUCAAAUCCACCGACACAUCCGACCUGCCCAUCAUCAAUUCCAACUGGCUCUCACGCCCUGCAGACGCAGAAUUCGCAGUCGCGGGCUUCAAGCGCGCUCGUUGA
Letharia lupina is the source of this 1059-nucleotide messenger RNA. RefSeq lists its product as uncharacterized. The coding region runs from base 1 to 1059 and encodes 352 amino acids. Gene Ontology annotation, molecular function: oxidoreductase activity, acting on CH-OH group of donors; flavin adenine dinucleotide binding. NCBI's taxonomy places the organism in Eukaryota, Fungi, Ascomycota, Lecanoromycetes, Lecanorales, Parmeliaceae. Gene Ontology annotation, biological process: secondary metabolite biosynthetic process. The record is from RefSeq and is a predicted model, not a curated record. The transcript has 3 exons.